AUGUUUUCGAGACUUGCUCCAACCUUGGCUGCAAUAUUGCCUUUAGUCAAUGGGCAAUUCAACAACCCACCUGGCGUUGAUAUAUGGUGCGGCAAGGCAUAUCGCGACACAAAUGCGUCUUUCAAUCCAGGUGGCUGGUUCGAGGAUCCUACCAAGUCUGAUAUGCCACUUGUGGAUUUCAAAGCUAAACCUAGAAUGAGCUUGUAUCUAGAAGACGAUAUGACCUCGACCUUCAUCAUCGAUGCACCAAUCUCUUGGUAUGUUGGCCAUGCUCUGCCAGACAACACCUCGAUACCAUCACACCACAGUUCGGAGAUUAUGCUUGAGAUCACGACCGGAAACACCACACUAGCUCUGAACAAGACAUCAAUCCAGCUCGGAUCCUCGAACAACGAGAUACCUUUUGAUCUGUCCUCUCUGGCGGCCAUAUCUGAGCCACAUAAUAUCACGGUCCUCGGUACUCUUAAAGGACAUGAAAACAAGACAUUCACUGCUACGACUCAAGUCACUAAGCUUCCCCUUCGUUCCGAUAACGGCACAGCUACACGGCUCGACAACCUUUAUGGUGGUCUCUCGGUACGAAAAGGUCAAACGAAAGAAUGGACGGCUCUCUUUCCUUAUACCUACUAUGUCCAGUGGAGUCUGUACUGGUACGCCAACCUCUCAACCUUGGAUGAGUUUGCAGCCAUGGGCUAUAACGUCAUCCAUAUCGUGCCUACCGGUGAUCUAGGCGAUACGCCCUUCCCUUGGGACAAGUUCCAACCUUACCUUGAUCGAGCUGAUGAACUGGGCCUGUACUUCAUGUACGAUGUCCGUUGGGAUUAUACCAACUUGACCACAAUGGUCGACCAAAUUAAUCAUCUACAUAGCCAUCCCUCUAUCCUUCUUUGGUAUACAGCCGAUGAGCCAGAUGGAAAAUCUGUGCCUCUUAACUCGACCCUCAUUGCCUACGACACCAUCAAAGCAAUCGAUCCAUAUCAUCCAGUAUCACUAGUGUUGAACUGUCGAGACUUUUACUACGCCAAUUACGCAGCAGGUGCAGAAAUCGUAAUGGAAGAUGUCUAUCCCAUCAGCACCAAUACCUCAUAUUCCACUGUCUACAACACACCCUGUAAUGCAACCUACGGCUGCUGCGGCUGCGACGACUGCGAAGGCAGUUUCACAGACAUCUCUACCCGUCUAGAUGAAUUCGCACACAAAGACACCAUUCUAGGUUGGAACAAAAUCCACUGGGCAGCUCCUCAAGCCUUUGGAAACGAGACUUUCUGGACUAGAUACCCCACUGCUGCUGAAGAAGUGGUGAUGAAUAUGUUGAGUAUCAACCACGCAGCCAAGGGAAUUGUCAUGUGGGAUUUUCCUACUAAAGCUGAGAUAUUGGAUGUAACCAACAGAUUAGCUGCUGUAUUGACAAAGCAACCGGUAGCAGGGUUUCUAGUCGGUGCGCCUUUGAAACAAAGGCUCAAAGUUGUCGGUGCCGGAAACAUCGAUGCUGCGGCUUGGGUCAAGGAUGAUGAGAUCCUUGUGUCUAUUGUCAAUCUCGACUACAGCAACACGAACGCUAAUGUGACGGUCUCAUUGCCAGAAUUCGUCAAGGCUGGAGGGAACAUGACGAAUCUUUGGGGUGAUGGUUCUUGGUCGAUUCAUGACAAUAAGCUACACAUAAGCUCGAUGAUGGGGUUGGAAGUCUCCUUGCUGUUGCUCAAGCGUAUGUGA
Messenger RNA from Aureobasidium melanogenum CBS 110374, 1713 nucleotides. RefSeq lists its product as uncharacterized. The coding region runs from base 1 to 1713 and encodes 570 amino acids. The transcript is spliced from 2 exons. Lineage: Eukaryota; Fungi; Ascomycota; Dothideomycetes; Dothideales; Saccotheciaceae. The record is from RefSeq and is a predicted model, not a curated record.